Lontra canadensis (Northern American river otter) is the source of this 1450-nucleotide messenger RNA. RefSeq names its product fibulin 7 (gene FBLN7). The record is from RefSeq and is a predicted model, not a curated record. Gene Ontology annotation, molecular function: calcium ion binding. Bases 120 to 1445 code for a protein of 441 amino acids. The transcript has 8 exons. NCBI's taxonomy places the organism in Eukaryota, Metazoa, Chordata, Mammalia, Carnivora, Mustelidae.
CGCCCGCCGCGCUCCGGGGCUCCCGCCGCCCUCCCUGCGCCAGCCGCUGCCGGGCCGCGGCGUGGGCCGGCCCGAGGCGGUGUCUCCCCUUCCCCAGCCGCGCGGUUCCCACCGGCAAGAUGGUGCCCAGCUGUCCCCGCGCGCUCCUGCUGCCGCUGCUGCUGCUCCUCGCCUGCCCCGCGUCGCGGGCUUCCCAGAACUGUCUCAACAAACAGCAGCUCCUCACGGCCAUCCGCCAGCUGCAGCAGGUGCUGAAGGGGCAGGAGACCCGCUUUGCCGAGGGCUUCCGCAGCUUGAAGAGCCAGCUGGCGGCGCUGCACCACUCAGCGGCCAGAGCGGGCCCGGACUCCCCCCCAGUGUCCUGCCCUGCUCUGAAUGCCCCCCCAGAUGGCAGAAAGUUUGGAAGCAAGUACUUAGUGGAUCAUGAAGUUCAUUUUACCUGCAACCCUGGGUUCCGGCUGGUUGGGCCCAGCAGCGUGGUGUGUCUUCCCAACGGCACCUGGAGGGGGGAGCAGCCCCACUGUAGAGACAUCAGCGAAUGCUCCAGCCAGCCUUGUCAGAAUGGGGGGACCUGUGUAGAAGGAGUCAACCAGUACAAAUGCAUGUGUCCUCCGGGGAGGACUGGGAGCCGCUGUCAGCACCUGGCCCAGACAGCGGCCCCCGACGACACCGUAGCCGGCGACUCCGCCUUCAGCCGCGCGCCGCGCUGUGCGCAGGUGGAGCGGACGCAGCACUGCAGCUGCGAGGCCGGGUUCCACCUGAGCGGCGCCGCGGCCGGCGACAGCGUCUGCCAGGAUGUGAAUGAAUGCGAGCUCUACAGGCAGGAGGGACGCCCCCGGCUCUGCAUGCACACCUGCGUGAACACCCCGGGCUCCUACCGCUGUGCCUGCCCCAGCGGGUACCGGACACUGGCUGAUGGGAAGAGCUGUGAGGAUGUCGAUGAGUGUGUGAGCCCGCAGCUCGUGUGUCCCCGGGGGACCAUGUGCAUCAACACCGGUGGAGGCUUCCAGUGCGUCAGCCCGGAGUGCCCCGAAGGCAGUGGCAACGUGAGCUACGUGAAGACCUCUCCGUUCCAGUGUGAGCGAAACCCCUGCCCCAUGGACAGCCGACCCUGCCGCCACUUGCCCAAGACCAUCUCCUUCCAUUACCUCUCUCUGCCCUCCAACCUGAAGACGCCCAUCACGCUCUUCCGCAUGGCCACGGCCUCGGCCCCGGGCCGACCUGGACCCAACAGCCUGCGCUUUGGGAUCGUGGGCGGGAACAGCCGGGGCCACUUCGUGAUGCAGCGCUCAGACCGGCAGACGGGGGAGCUGAUCCUGGUCCAGACCCUGGAGGGGCCGCAGACACUAGAGGUGGAUGUUGACAUGUCGGAAUACCUGGACCGCUCCUUCCAAGCCAACCACGUGUCCAAGGUCACCAUCUUUGUGUCCCCUUAUGACUUCUAAGGCAG